Molecule: messenger RNA, 1146 nt
Organism: Acanthocheilonema viteae
Lineage: Eukaryota; Metazoa; Nematoda; Chromadorea; Rhabditida; Onchocercidae
Source: the annotation of a GenBank genome assembly
AUGAACUAUACGAAGAACGUAACGGAUGAUACGUUAUUCAUCUAUAAAGCAUUUUUGGAUUUACGACAAAAGGAACCAUUAAUUCGUAUUUUGGCAUUCAGUCAAUGUCGUGAUAUUAACAUUAUCAUUCAUUAUCAUUUACAAUGUAUAUCAGCAAAAGAUAUUACGAUAGAAUAUGAUUGCCCAUGGAAAUGGGUACCGGAAUGUAAAUGGUUCUCCUUUAUGCUCAUUUUCAAUAUGAGAGAUACCAAUUUUUCCAUCGAUACUAAAGAAAUAAUGAUGACUGAAGGAAAUCGUUCAGUUGUUGUCCCGUUGCAAUCAAUUCCUCGAGAUUAUCAAGAUAUUUUACAUGUUUGUGUGCCACCUCUUUACUGGUACUGGAAUUAUGUUGCAUUUAUACAAUUCAUUGAAAUUUGGAGGAAGGAAGGAGCUACAUUGUUUUACAUUUAUUACGUAUCGGUUAAUCAACGCACAAUGGACAUUUUAAAAGUUUACGAAAAAAUGGGAAUUAUUCGAUUAAUUCGAUGGCAGAUGUUACCACGAUCGAAAAUGAUCGAUCCAAAUCGAUGGAUCUAUCGUUUCGGUCAUACACUUAGCAUGAAUGAUUGUUUAUACAGUUCAUCAGCUAAAUAUGUUGCACUUGUUGACACCGAUGAAUUUAUUAUUCCAAACUCCGGAACGUUAUUGUCAUUUCUGCGUAAAAUGCAUAAUUUAAAUAACACGGCUGGAAGUUUCGUUUUCGAACAUGCUCGAGUUCGAUUUCAAGGAUGGAUUCGUUUGAAGCAAAAAUUAAAAUUUGAUUUUACUUGGUUAAAAAAUGCUGAAUUUCAAAUUCAGGAAGGUCCAUCAAAAACGAUUUUUAUGCCCGAACGUGUGCAAAUUUUGGUCACCCAUAAAGUGCGCGAAUUUUUUAAACCAUAUAAAUCGUAUAAAAUAAAUAUCAAUGAUAGCUUAUUAUAUCAUGCACGUUCCAGUUGGAUUUUUACAAGUUUCAAUGAUACCAUUUAUUAUCCAACGAAUAUUUUUCAUAAAUGGCGCAUGUAUGGUUGCAAAGCGCCGUAUCAUUUAUGUUGGAAUGCGUUGAAUGAUAAAGAUGACUGGAUUUUUAGUCAUAUCAAUGUUAGCAAUCAUUACAUUUUGUUGUAA